AUGUUAUUGCACAUUCAAGGAAUUCGAUGCAUAGCGAUAGCAUUUGUUGUGUUGUAUCAUUUGCGGCCAGAUCUCAUCAAAAAUGGCUAUCUUGGUGUGGAUGUGUAAGUUACAUUUAUUAAUAAAAACAAUUUUUUAAAAUCUUACCCUACCCUACCCUACACUACCCUACCCUACCCUACCCUACCCUACCCUAACCUACUCUACCCUACCCUACCCUACCCUACCCUACCCUACCCUACCCUACCCUACCCUACCCUACCCUACCCUAACCUACCCUACCUUUGCCUAUACAAAUACCCUCGCCUGUAUCCAUGCCCAUUUCCACAUCCGUUGUUCAACCUCCUAAGCUUAAACAUUAUUUAAAUUUUUAGAUUUUUUGUAAUUUCCGGCUUCCUAAUGCAUAUGUUAAUGAAAGACCGUGAUCUCACUGUGUCAACCAUUUCAAACUUUUAUUUUCGCCGUUUACGACGAAUCCUACCGCUCUACGUUACUAUAUUACUAUCAACAGCAAUUAUAGCUUACUUUGCAUUUAACAUAUUCGUGUUUAAUAAUGUGUUAACUGAACUGAAGACUGCUGCUACAUUAACAUCGAAAAAAGCGCUACUGAAAUGA
This is a messenger RNA of Bursaphelenchus okinawaensis, 615 nucleotides long. NCBI's taxonomy places the organism in Eukaryota, Metazoa, Nematoda, Chromadorea, Rhabditida, Aphelenchoididae. The record is from the annotation of a GenBank genome assembly.